UUCGCCUACUAAUAAAACGUUAAAAGUCUAAUCCGGCGCGGUAAAAAGUUGCAAUUUCUUCAAAAAAUGUUGAAAAUGUUAUUCGGAUCGAAAAAUACUCCGGAAGACAGAAUUGAAAGCAUUGAAGCUUUCGGAAUCGUAUAUUUUUCGUUGAAGUUUCAAGGAAUGCUUAUAACGGAAGACUAUCGCCUUCGACACAAAAUACAUGUUGUUACCAAUUUUAUUUUUACCAAUAUUUUCUACUACUCCUCAUUCAUCAUCCAAUUGUUCUUCGUAAACAAUUUAAGGCAAUUACUGGAAAAUAUUCCUAUGAACAUUUGUGUGACCGCUUGCUCCAUUAAAUUCCUUGUAAUUCUGAGACUAAGACCCAGCCUCAUCGAAAUGAAUAAACAGUUGAAGUGUCUGGACAGUCGGCCAAUGACGGACAAGCAAAAAGAUAAAUUGAGGAAGGAAAUCAAAUUUUGCAGAAUUAUUUCAUCGGUGGUUUUCAUAUUCUAUUUAGGGGUGAAUUUUGCGUAUGUCCUUGCUGCAGCACUUUCGCACGGCACGAAACUUGGAUUUGAAAUGUGGUUUCCUUAUGAUUGGCAUAAGAAUGCCUUUCGGUAUUGGCUUUCGUUGUCUAUACAGGCCGUAUUUCAGCAGCAACUGGCGCUGCAAAAUGUAGCAAAUGAUUCCAUUGGGGUUUUGUAUCUUUGUAUAUUGAGUGCUCAUCUGCAGAUAAUAAUGGAACGGUUUGCACACAUUCACUAUGAUCCUGAGAAAACGGAGGAGGAAACUUUGCAGGAUUUUAUACGGUACCUAGAGGAUCACCGUGUUAUAAUGGACCUCUUCGAAAUAAUACAGAAAACUCUCUCCUUUACAAUUUUCAUUCAAUUCAUCACAUCGAUCCUCGUAUUUUCAACUGCCGGUGUAGUAUAUCUCAGAUUCUCACCAUCAUCAACCGAAACUGCGGCAGUAUUUAUAUUUAUGGUGGCGGAAAUUUCGGAAAUCUAUCCAUCCUGUUACUAUUCAAACAAGUUUAUGGAAAAAACGGACCAGAUGGUAUUCAUGCUCUACUCGUCAAGCUGGAUGGACUUAUCACCAAAAUACCGAAAAUAUCUUAUUAUAUUCAUGCAAAUGACGCAGGAAAAGAAAAUUAUAUUGGCUGGAAAACAGAUACCAAUAACUUUGACAACUUUCAUGUCGGUGAUAUUUCAGCAGCAACUGGCCGUGCAAGAUGUAGCAAAUGAUUCCAUUGGGGUUUUGUAUCUUUGUAUAUUGAGUGCUCAUCUGCAGAUAAUAAUGGAACGGUUUGCAGAUAUUCACCAUGAUCCUGAGAAAACCGAGGAGGAAAGUUUGCAGGACUUUAUACGGUGCCUAGAGGAUCAUCGUGUUAUAAUGGACCUCUUCGAAAUAAUACAGAAAACUCUCUCCUUCACAAUUUUCAUUCAAUUUAUCACAUCGAUCCUCGUAUUUUCAACUGCUGGUGUAGUAUAUCUCAGAUUCUCACCAUCAUCAACCGAAACUGCGGCAGUAUUUAUAUUUAUGGUGGCGGAAAUUUCGGAAAUCUAUCCAUCCUGUUACUAUUCAAACAAGUUUAUGGAAAAAACGGACCAGAUGGUAUUCAUGCUCUACUCGUCAAACUGGAUGGACUUAUCACCAAAAUACCGAAAAUAUCUUAUUAUAUUCAUGCAGAUGACGCAGGAGAAGAAAAUUAUAUUGGCUGGAAAACAGAUACCAAUAACUUUGACAACUUUCAUGUCGGUAAUGAAGGCCAUGUACACAGUGUUAACGGUCAUGAACCCAUCAGAGUGAGGAACGGUAACCACAUCUCUCAGGGAAGUGCAGUUUGCCUCUACUUUUACUUUCGGGCACUCAGUGAUUUUACAAAAUGUAAUAUCAUUUGUAGUUUUCAGUCAAUAAAAUAAAACAAGUCGGGAAGCCGGAAUGUUUUAUGUUUCCCUAUGUGAAGAAUUUUGUGUGCAUGGCAGUUGCAUCUGCAAAAUAAUUAAAAUUCAAUUGGGCUCAAUUUUUUGAAAUUGUUAUUUAUGCAAAUAAUUUGAUCUGGAGGGUGGUGCAUCGAUAAUAGUCAACUUCAUGCGCAUCACACUAAGAGUUCAGCAUUAUUAGCAAAUGUGAAGAAGUUCACGUAAACUAGAUACAAACAAGUCGGGAAACC
Hermetia illucens (black soldier fly) is the source of this 2158-nucleotide messenger RNA. RefSeq names its product odorant receptor 33b-like. The record is from RefSeq and is a predicted model, not a curated record. Gene Ontology annotation, biological process: detection of chemical stimulus involved in sensory perception of smell; sensory perception of smell. Gene Ontology annotation, molecular function: odorant binding; olfactory receptor activity. The coding region runs from base 67 to 1794 and encodes 575 amino acids. Gene Ontology annotation, cellular component: plasma membrane. NCBI's taxonomy places the organism in Eukaryota, Metazoa, Arthropoda, Insecta, Diptera, Stratiomyidae. The transcript is spliced from 5 exons.